CACGAAGGUAACAUCAUUUAAUUUUGGUGUCGGAUUAAAUAUAAAUAAUUUAAAAGAAAAAAAAUAUGGCGCUCCGUUUUCCACAUGAAAUUAAACAUGUGACGGAGGAAGAGGAUUUAAUUCUGAAGAAAUACUACAAAGGGUACAGCCGGCCGUUUGUCCGCGUUGGAGCCCCGGGAUAUCUCGCUACACCAGGGUACCAAGACCACGCUGAAGAUAUAUACAACCUAGAGAUCAGGCCUGAUGACAUAUGGGUCAUCCCUUUCUCUAGAUCUGGGACAACAUGGCUUCAAGAACUAGUAUGGCUGGUCAAUAAUAACUUGGAUUACGUGGCCGCUGCUUCUCAACCCCUCAGUAAAAGAUACGCGUAUAUUGAGUACGUAACACAGAAAUCUGACGCUGCGAAAAAGAUGCUGCAAUCCAUCAGACCUGAGCAGAGAGCUACGUUUGAGAGCUUCGAAACUUUGCCAAAUCUACCGUCACCGAGAUAUGUUAAAAGUCACCUACCGUUGUCACGUCUGCCACCAGCUCUGUUGGAUACUGCAAAGGUAUUCUACGUAGCCCGCGACCCUCGAGACGUGGCCGUGUCGCUACAUUUCGCUGUUAAGCUCUUCGGCUAUUUCUCGGACGAGGUCACUUUCAAAGAAUUCUGGGACCUAUUCAAAAGAGAUUUAGUUCUUCACAUGCCUAUUUUUUCUCACGUGAAGGAAGCAUGGGAGAAACGUCACAACCCAAAUCUAUUUUUCCUUUUCUACGAGGAUAUGCAAAAUAAUCUACCGUCCGUAAUAGAUAAAGUUUGUAAUUUCCUCAAUAAAGCCUACACGGCCGAACAAAAGGCAGAACUGGCGAGACACUUGAGCUUUGAGAGCAUGAAGAAAACUUCGACAUACAGCAAACCCUCCAAAGGCGAAAAUAGUUUCUUUAGAAAAGGUAAAUCCGGUAGUUGGGUGGAAUACUUCGACGAUGCUAUGAAAGAAGAAGCUAUAGAAUUCAUUGAAAAAAAUCUCAGCGACACCGACAUGCGGUAUCCCGUUGUGGAAAUAUAGUUGAUAUAAAUCUAUUUUCAUUAUAAUCGUGAAGUGCCGUAGUAUGUCAAUGAACUUUCAAAAACUACUGAUUAUGAUAUUAACUGAUUUUUUCCCCCUACCUUUUCACUGGUAGCCUAAGAGUCUACUGCAGCUACGUCCGGACGGGUAGGGUAGU
Molecule: messenger RNA, 1203 nt
Organism: Bombyx mori (domestic silkworm)
Lineage: Eukaryota; Metazoa; Arthropoda; Insecta; Lepidoptera; Bombycidae
Product: estrogen sulfotransferase
Biological process (GO): sulfation
Cellular component (GO): cytoplasm
Molecular function (GO): sulfotransferase activity
Source: RefSeq, marked provisional